GGACCUCCAGCCCUCAUUCCCUCGCGCCGCUCCUCCCAGUACCCAGAACCUUCGCUCCGCUAGAGGGCCAUGCUGGGCUUGAUAUUACUGUCGCUCUGCGCCUCCGGGUGGGCGGCCGCCGCGCCCUACGACGAGGACCUGCGCGCCAGCGUCGUCUUCAACCAGCUGGCGAUCGCCCAGGUGCUCGAGAACCUCAGCAACAUCUCUCAGGGUGACGCCGCAGUGACCACGCAGCUGGCGCAGUUCUCCCAGAGCCAGAGGGCGCAGAUGCAGCAGAUCAGCGACGACCUCACUCGAGUGACAUCCAGCGUCGACAUCCUCUCCCAGGCUCUGACGUCACACUUGCAGCUAGAUGACGUCAUCAACCGAGGUACUUUCACGCCAAGUGAGUUAGUGGAAAAGGUGAAAGCACAAGAGAACGAAAUGCAAGAACUGUUGCAAAGGAAAAACCAAACUGCAACCGUCAUUCGACAGCUCGAAGAACAGAGUCUGCAACUUCAAAAUGAGGUCGACCUCAAACUUCAAGAGAGUCAGCAAAAGGAGGACUCAAUCGCACAACUGAAGGCCAGCAUUCAGAAAGUGCAAGAUGAAAACCUGCAGCUUUUGGCCAAAGGCAAUGACAUGGAAGCAGAAGAGGCGUCCCUUCAAGAAAAAAUACAGGCACUGAAAGACCAAGUGACGGGGAAGAAAACAAUGUACAAUCAGAAACGGGCAAUCAAGGACCAGCUAGAUCAACAGCUCGCACAGUUAGAGAGCAAUGAGAAUGCAAUCCGACAGGAAAUGGCCCAACUGGACGAGGACAUUAGGCAGCUUCAGCAGAGGAAGACGGCAGUCGAGGGAGAACAUGAAACUCAGCUAGAAACGAACGCAAACUUGAAGGAAGCUAAAGAGAAUGGCCUGGCGACGAGUGGCAGUCUCCAGGCAGCAGUUGAGGAGUUGAAUGGGACAGCCAGGAAUUUGGAGACCCAGAAUGAAUCGCUGAAAGGACAGAAGAAGUCAGCCGAAGAGGAGCUGGGAAGACUGCGGGCAACACUGACCUCACUAACCAACAAGAAGAAUCCGAUGGAAAGAAGAAUGGAUGAAUCAAUCAAUUUCUACAUGGAAACAUGCCUUUAGUUUAAUGCCGGGCUAUUUCGAUUACUUAUUUCACUGUAUCAGAAUAUGCUACUUCCCAGUGUCACAUUGGGUUCAUAUUUUAGGGAAAAAUAGCAGGGAAAGAAAUGAGCGCUGUGACAGGGACAUAAUUCUACUUUGCAACACCACAGGGAAAGUAAAUUGCUUGCAUUAAUGAUCUGUAAAGGUCUGAAAGCAUUUUCUACUCCCAACAGAAAUCCGCAGCUGCACAAACAUCAGCGAAGCUUUGCAGACAAGGACAAGCCUCAACGAGAACCUAAUCCGGGAACAGCAAGAAGCGAACGCCCAGCUGGAGGCAAAGCGCAGGGAGUUGGAGGAGAGAAUCCGCCAGACAAGGA
Messenger RNA from Penaeus indicus, 1472 nucleotides. RefSeq names its product GRB10-interacting GYF protein 2-like. The coding region runs from base 70 to 1116 and encodes 348 amino acids. The transcript is spliced from 4 exons. NCBI's taxonomy places the organism in Eukaryota, Metazoa, Arthropoda, Malacostraca, Decapoda, Penaeidae. The record is from RefSeq and is a predicted model, not a curated record.